AUGCUGCAAGGGUGCACCAAAGUUGUCACGCAGUACUAUGACAGCAUAUGUGAGUUCAAAUUGAAGCUGUCAUUGUGGGAGACACAACUCGCGGGUGGUGAUGCUGCUCACUUUCCUUGUCUGAAAGAUCGUGAAUGCUCUGAUCUGCCCGUCAACAUCCAACUAGAAAUAAUAGACUUGCAGUGUGACUCAGAUUUGAAGGGCAAGUUUGCGGCAGCUGGCUUGGACACGUUUUACCAGCAUCUCUUGCCAGGUUACCCCAGCUUGACAGCCCUUGUUGCAAAAGUGUUGUGCAUGUUUGGAAUCACAUAUCUUUGUAAGCAAGUAUUCUCUGUAAUGAACAUCAACAAAACAAAGCUGCGCUCAAGGCUCACGCACAAGCACUUGAAUGACAUCCUGAAACUGGCUGCCACUCAGGAUGUGAUGCCUAAUAUUGAUGCACUUGUGAAAGCUAAAAGAUGCCAGGUUUCAGGAGUAAAAUAA
This is a messenger RNA of Penaeus monodon (black tiger shrimp), 483 nucleotides long. RefSeq names its product general transcription factor II-I repeat domain-containing protein 2-like. Bases 1 to 483 code for a protein of 160 amino acids. The record is from RefSeq and is a predicted model, not a curated record. The transcript is spliced from 2 exons. NCBI's taxonomy places the organism in Eukaryota, Metazoa, Arthropoda, Malacostraca, Decapoda, Penaeidae.